Molecule: messenger RNA, 6838 nt
Organism: Pipistrellus kuhlii (Kuhl's pipistrelle)
Lineage: Eukaryota; Metazoa; Chordata; Mammalia; Chiroptera; Vespertilionidae
Gene: ULK4
Product: unc-51 like kinase 4
Exons: 37
Coding region: 234-4064 (1276 amino acids)
Biological process (GO): protein phosphorylation
Molecular function (GO): ATP binding; protein kinase activity
Source: RefSeq, a predicted model, not a curated record
GGGGCGCUGGACGCUCCCGGCCUCCCGCUGCUCCCGUGCGUCCCGCCUGGCUUCAUUGAUUCCCCCCCGGUUUGGGGCCAGUGGAUCCGUCCUAAGGGGCGGGGGCCCUAGUAUUCGAGACCUGCGCACCAGAGGGAGCCGUCUAGCAGGUCAGUUGCAUCUCCCACCAGAGGCCAGGAGCUAGAGAUGCCAUCAGGCUGUCUUUCUACCAGGUGUGAGAGGUUGGCCCGGAGAUGCAAAACUUCGUCCUGUACGAGGAGAUCGGCCGAGGGAGCAAGACGGUUGUCUACAAAGGCCGACGGAAGGGAACCAUCAAUUUUGUAGCUGUGUUUUGCACAGACAAGUGCAAAAGGCCUGAAAUAACGAAUUGGGUCCGUCUCACCCAAGAAAUUAAACACCAGAAUAUCGUAACCCUCCACGAGUGGUAUGAAACCAGCAAUCAUCUCUGGCUGGUAGUGGAACUCUGCACAGGUGGUUCCUUAGAAAUGGUCAUUGCUCAAGAUGAAAACCUCCCAGAAGAUGUAGUGAGAGGCUUUGGGAUUGACCUGAUUACUGGAUUGCAUCAUCUUCAUCAACUUGGCAUUCUCUUUUGUGACCUUUCUCCUGGGAAGAUACUCUUGGAAGGGCCUGGCAUGUUGAAGUUUAGUAACUUUUGCCUGGCAAAAGUGGAAGGUGAAAACUUGGAAGAUUUCUUUGCUUUGGCAGCAACGGAAGAAGGAGGAGGUGAUAGUGGGGAAAACGUACUGAAGAAAAAUAUGAAAAGUAGAGUCCGAGGGUCGCUCACGUACACAGCGCCUGAGGUGGCGAGGGGCUCCGACUUCUCCGUCGCCAGUGACCUCUGGUCUCUGGGCUGUCUGCUGUAUGAGAUGUUUGCAGGAAAACCUCCAUUCUUCUCAGAAAGCGUUUCAGAACUAGUUGAAAACAUUGUCCAUAAAAAUCCUUCGCCACCUAUUCCAAAAGAUCCUUCUCUUCCUAAAGCGUCUCCAGACUUUAUGAAUUUGCUGGAUGGUUUGCUUCAAAAGGAUCCACAGAAAAGAUUAACUUGGGCAGACCUGUUGCGGCACCCGUUCUGGAAGGACGCUCUUACCGGAAAAGACCAGGACUCGAGCACCGAGGACUUCGGCAUCAGCAGAAACACGAUGGAAUGCUCCGGGUCGCAAGAUGCCAAGGAGCUGGUGAGGAGCCCUCCGAGCGGACAAGCCAGAGGGGAGAGGAGUGGUCAGCGGCCGGGGCGCUCUCUGAGACUAGAAAACCCAGCUGAGUUGCGGCCUAACAAUACUCUUGGGGGUCAGCUGAACGAGUCCAUGUUCCUUCUCAGUUCUCGUCCAACGCCGAGAACCAGCACUGCCGUGGGUUCAAGUCCCGGUGAGGAUGUGACCCAGAGUUCAGCGCAGGAGGCGCCUCCUCUGACCAAGACCGCAGGUGCGCCCCUGAGCCAGCAGGACCUGGAAUCCCGGAUGCGGGAGCUCAUCUACACGGACGCAGAGCUCGUCGUCACGCCCAUUAUCGACAACCCGAGGAUCAUGAAACAACCACCAGUUAAAUUCGAUCCAAAAGUAUUGCAUCUACCAGCAUAUUCAGCGGAGAAGUUAGUGUCGCUGAAGGACCAGGAUUGGAACAGCUUUCUGCAACAAGUGUGCUCGCAGAUCGACUGCCCCGAGAAGACCAUGGGCGCCUCCCGGGCCAAGCUGAACCUCCUGUGCUACCUGUGCGUGGUGGCCGGGCAGAGGGAGGUGGCCACCAGGCUCCUGCACUCCCCCCUGUUCCACCUGCUAAUCCAGCAUUUGCGAAUGGCUCCAAACUGGGAUGUACGGGCCAAGGUCGCUCGCGUGAUUGGUUUACUGGCCUCACACACAGCUGAACUUCAAGAACAUACGCCUGUUAUUGAGGCAAUUACUCUCUUAACCGAAUUAAUUAGGGAGAACUUCCGGAACAGCAAACUGAAGCAGUGCCUUCUGCCAGCCCUCGGGGAGCUGCUGUACCUCGUGGCCACCCAGGAAGAAAAAAAGAAGCACCCCAGGGAAUGCUGGGCCGUCCCCCUGGCCGCCUACACGGUGCUAAUGAGGUGCCUUCGGGAAGGGGAGGAGCGUGUGGUGAACCACAUGGCAGCGAAGAUCGUCGAGAACGUCUGCACCACCUGCUCUGCGCAGGCCCAGGGCUUCAUCACGGGGGAGAUUGGGCCCGUCCUCUGGUACCUCUUCAAGCACUCCACCGUCGACUCUCUCAGGAUCACAGCAGUGUCGGCCCUGUGCCGGAUCACACGCCACUCCCCGUCCGCCUUCCAGAGUGUCAUCGAGAAGGUGGGCCUGUCCUCAGUGAUCACCGCCCUGGCCUCCGCCAUCUGCAGGGUCCAGCAGUACCUGCUGACCUUGUUCACCGCCAUGCUGUCCUGUGGGGUCCACCUGCAGAGGCUGAUCCAAGAAAAGGAUUUUGUCUCUACCAUUAUCCGUUUGCUUGACAGCCCCUCAGCUUCCAUUCGAGCCAAAGCCUUCCUGGUUCUUUUAUAUAUUUUGAUCCACAACCACGAGAUGCUGCUGCUCAGCUGCCAAGCAAGACUGGUGAUGUACAUAGAGAGAGACAGCAGGAAGACCUCUCCGGGCAAGGAGCGGCAGCAGAGCGGCAAUGAGUACCUGUCCAGAUGCCUGGACCUCCUCAUCCGCCACAUGGUGCAGGAAGUGCCGCGCCUCCUGGGUGACAUUCUCGCCGCCCUGGCUAAUGUGUCCGGUCGUAAACACCCGUCAACUGUUCAGGCGAAGCAGCUGAAGCUGUGUCUCCCCCUGAUGCCUGUGGUGCUUCACCUCGUCACCUCCCAGGUAUUUCGACCUCGAGUUGUAACGGAAGAGUUCCUUUUCAGUUAUGGAACCAUUCUUAGUCAUAUUAAGUUGAUAGACUCAGGAGAAACUAACAUAGAAGGAGCCAUAGGACUGAUGGCAUCGGAAGAAUUUAUCAAGAUCACGUUGUCGGCUUUUGAAGCAAUAAUACAGUAUCCUGUUUUACUGAAGGACUAUUGCUCUAAGGUUGUUGAUUAUAUCCUGCCACCCUUGGUCUCCUUGGUUCAAAGCCAGAAUGUGGAGUGGAGGCUCUUCAGCUUGCGGUUGCUCUCAGAAACCACGUCUUUGCUGGUGAACCAGGAGGGUGGAGAUGGCAAGGAGGCUGCGCCUAUCGACUCUGACAGCAACCUUCUGGCUCUCAUUAGAGAUGUCCUCCUUCCCCAGUACGAGCACGUUCUCACGGAGCCCGGCCCGGUCCCGGCCUACGCCCUGAAGCUGCUGGUGGCCAUGACCGCGCACAGCCCCGCCCUCACCAGACUUGUGGAGGAGAGCAAACUGGUCCCGCUCAUUUUCGAAGUCAUCCUGGCCCACCAGGAGAACAUUCUGGGUAACACCAUGCAAAGUGUGAUUGCAUUGCUCCACAAUCUGGUUGCCUGCAAAGAUUCGAACAUGCAGCUGCUUUAUGAACACGGACUGGUGCAUCAUGUCUGUAACCUGUUCACGGAAACGGCCACACUGUGCUUGGACCUGGAAAAUAAAAAUGACGACGAGACGGCGACCGCGCUGCUCUGCUCCCUGCUGGACGUGCUGCACGGCAUGCUGACCCACACGUCCGGCGUCGUGCGGCUGGCCCUGCAGGCGCAGAAGGCUGGCUCCGGAGGCGACACUCAGGCCGCGGAGGACCUGCUGCUGCUCAGCAAGCCCCUGACCGCCCUCGUCAGCCUGCUCAUCCCGCUGCUUCCUGCUGAGGAUCCUGAAAUUUUUGAAGUUUCAUCCAAGUGUCUGUCUAUCCUGGUUCAGCUCUAUGGAGGAGAAAACCCGGACAGCCUGUCUCCUGAGAAUGCCGAGAGCUUUGCCGACUCACUGGCAUCCAGGCAGGACCCCAAGGAGCAGAAGCUGCUGCUGCGGAUUCUCAGGAGGAUGGUCACCUCCAACGAGAAGCACCUGGAGAGCCUGAAGGGCGCGGGCAGCCUCCUGCGGGCGCUGCAGCGGCUGGCCCCGGCUGGCGGUUCGUCUGCCGACAGCGCGGUGGCCGCCUUGGCCCUGGAAAUCCUUCAAACUGUUGGACGCUAGGCGAGAGGGCACCAACCUCAGCUGCACAGGCAAGACCAGAUCUGGCACACCCCAGCCGUCCCCACUUCCAAUAAAGCCAGCUGACCCAGAGCCUGUGGCUGAGGUGCUCUCCCUCACUCUGGGCCCUGGACACCGCCUCCGAGUACAGCCCUCGUCCUGGGGGGCACACCCUGCAGAAAUGCCAGUGCUCCAGGAACACUGGCUUCCUGUGAGGUCUGCCCACCUCGGUGGGUUGAUGGCAUCAAAGUAGAACUGUUCCCCCAACUUCUACCAGCCACUCCCAAACCCUUGAACCUCUUCAGCUUCUCCCUAUGUCCCCUCACACACACCAGAACCUCCUGGGGGCCGGGCCCAUGCACACCUGGUGGACACUGCAGGUGCUGGGCUGUUAGACUGAGGAAUCUGGCCUGGAAGAUGGGGUGGGUCCUGGACAGGUCAGACCAGGGGAGCAAGUUGAUGCAGCCCCAGGUCUCUGGGGCCUCGGUGUCCGAUCUGCACAAGGAAAGGUUAGACCAGGCCAACAGCUGCUGCCCCUCCAGCUGGGGGCUGCGCUUCUGCCUAGGUGGGCUGUCCCCUGCAGAGUGUAGCCCCUUUGCCACAGUGACCAGGGUAGUUUGCCAAGUUCACUGGGCUAUAAGGCAAGCAGUAGCUUUGUGCUAACUCUCCAAGGCAUGUCUGUCAGUCCCCUCCACAACCUGCAAAGCAGCUUCUCCACUUCCUCUCAGGCCAUCUACUUGCUCGGCGCUGAUCUCAGCACUCUGACUCCCUAGCCCUGUCUCUCCUGUGGGUGCGCAGAGCUUGAGCUGUAAACAGCUGGGGUGCAAGAGGCUGUCCCCCGAGCAGCAGGCAGUUUCAUUUCAUCGCUCAUAGCCUACUUACUGCCCAGUGAGGCGGCGGCACCCCAGUGGCCUGGCUGUGUUCCUGGCUGGAGUAGGAGUUGGCUCCCGGAGCAGCCAGAGUCCUGGCUUUUGGCUCCAGCUGCUUUGCCUCCGGGGCACAGAUCUCGUUUUCCCAGACCACCUGUUCUCUCCCGUGAUUCAGUUCCCGGGAGACCACUGGAGUUCUGGGUCUCAAGAGCUCAGAGAAGGUAUUUCAAAGACUGGAAAAGCUACUUCCCCCUCUCCAUCAAGCAGGGAGGCGUCUGCUGUUGAGAGUUAAACAGGGAGGACUUACCAUUCCCACACCUUGCUGAGCUGACCACUGCUGGCCCUGAGCCCAUAGCACUGCAUGUUGAGAAAAGGCGUAUCUGCAGGAGGCAAGAUGGAGGUCCCAGCAGGGCUACUGCCCUGCCAACGGUGCUCAGCCCAGGGUGCUGGCACUAAAGCCAGCCCGCGCUAAGCCUGUACCGUGUGAGGCUAUGUCCUUCUGGACCUGGGGGGUCCUUUUGUCAUUCUCUCAGUGUCAAACGGAAGCAGCAGCCUUAGUUUAAUGAAACCGAGGUAGGGCGCGAGCAGGCUAGCGGCCGCAGAGACCCUUCCCUGCUUCUCCGGGGGGGAGGCUUCCCAGGCUGCUCCAGUGCUGAGAAAGGAGCUGGCCCCCAGCCCCAUGGGAGCUCACAGGAUUCUGAGUGUAAGGGGUCCAGACCCAGGUACCUGCUGCCCCCCCCCCCCCUUCCCACUACCUCCAAGCUUCACCAACGGACACACCACGGGGACAAAUGUGUCCCUGAAGUCGGCAGCCGGAGCACGGGCUGGGGAGUGGCUGCACAGGACUUCCCUCCGCCUUCCCCUCGACUACACCCCAGGCAGCGAGACCGUGCCUGAGACCUCGCUGGGAGUAGAUGGAGGACUGUGCCGGCCUGUGAGGACCGUCGGGUGACUGGCUCCAGGUGGUCAGAGAAGUGAGAGUCACAUGGGCAGCUGAGGAGGUAGGUCUGCUGGGUGCAGCCACAGAAUCGACUGCAUGGUGGUUCGCAUUCCUUAUUACCAUGAGGUUUUCUGUUACCUGAUGGGGUUCCAGGUCAGCUCUGUGAAUGUAGGGAAGCUCAGAAAGUGGGGGCGCUAGUGGCUCAGGCUCUUGUCCAAGGGGAGGUGGUCUCCCCUGCCUGCACUUGAGGCAAGAUGCCAGUGUUCCUCCCUCCCCUAGCAACAGAAACAGGAUGCAGAAAUAGAUCUCUGCAUACGGAUCGAGGCAGUGACUGAGGUAGGAGCCUUGGGAAAGGGGGAGGAAGCUACAAAAUCCCGAAGAAAGGGGCUUGGCCAUGGGGGUUGUCUGGAGUGGGAUGGGAACCAGAACGGACAAAGGUUUGGAGGCUCCGGCUCGGUGGGGCUGAGGGAAGUGUGGGAACAAGAACAAGGGAGCGGAAUACUGAGGGGAGGCUGGCUGACAGCCCACCUCUGGCCUCUUGCUGGAGGCGGUCAGGGAGUGGGUACCACACAGGAGUGAGGAGAAAAGGAGACUCCACCUUUUCUGCCUCACCUCACCCCUCCAUUUUGUAACUGCCUUGGGGGGGUUAAUCCUCUCAAGGAAGGAAAAGCAGCGAGAUUCUCACCUGCUAGAACAAAACCACCAUAGCCCAUCCACUCAGCUCUUUACUAAUUAAACCAAACAACACGAUUCAGACUUGUUUUUAUUACAGUAAUCAAAACAAUUAAGAAGCUUGUUUACCUUAAGAUCUUUCACUGUCAAGGACUCAAAUAACCAGAUCAAAGUCUCAUGUCUGAAGCCUCUAUUCCAACAGGAAGCGCCCUCUUCCCUCAAUGCAGUGGGACCAAGUGUCCUGUGAGCUCCACCCCCAGGUAACGGCUCUCCUGGCUGUGUAGUAAUCUAAGAAC